Molecule: messenger RNA, 663 nt
Organism: Fraxinus pennsylvanica
Lineage: Eukaryota; Viridiplantae; Streptophyta; Magnoliopsida; Lamiales; Oleaceae
Source: the annotation of a GenBank genome assembly
AUGAUGAAAGCCACCACUUACAUUUCUACUCUUCUCUUCUUCUUCUUCAUCACAGCAACCACUUCAAUUUUGGCAUCAGCUACAGAAAAACCCACUUCAACCGACCCAACUCCAGCCCCAUGGCCCCUUCAAUUCCACUCCAUCCUAUUCGUCAACUACAGCGGCUCACUCAGCCUAAUAGACCUUUGGUACGAUUGGCCCAACGGCCGAAACUUCAACAUUGUCCAGGACCAGUUGGGGAAGCUCCUAUAUGACGCUGAGUGGAACAAUGGCACAUCUUUCCAAUACACUCUCGAUUCGAACGAGGAAUGUCGCUCAAUACAGCUGGAGGUUGGGAUUCUCCGACCCAAUUGGCUCGACGGAGCCACCUAUCUCGGCCAGGAAUAUGUUGACGGAUUCCUGUGUAAUGUCUGGGAGAAGGUCGACUUCAUUUGGUAUUAUGAGGACAUUGUCACAAAGCGGCCGGUCCAUUGGGUUUUCUACACUGGAAGAUCAAUUCACGUAAUGACAUUUGAAGUCGGAGCUGUACUCGAUGAUGCGAAGUGGCAGGCCCCCAUGUAUUGUUUUGAGAAAAAGGACGUUAAAACUGGCUACAAUGCAGUGGAUGUUAAUUUACUGAAACCCCAGUUGGAAGGUGUUCUUAAAGGGUCAAUGCAGCUAUAG